Molecule: messenger RNA, 1824 nt
Organism: Striga hermonthica
Lineage: Eukaryota; Viridiplantae; Streptophyta; Magnoliopsida; Lamiales; Orobanchaceae
Source: the annotation of a GenBank genome assembly
AUGAUGAUCCCAUUGAAGCUAAUUCCUGUUCUAGCAACAGUUUUCCAUUUCCUCGUCCGAUCCUUGUCCGCAUCGCCGGUCGCCAUUACUGUGAGCUCGAGAUCCAUUCCCAAAUCCAGCGACCCGAUCACGAUCCGAUGGUCCGGCAUUGACUCCCCGUCGGAGCUCGAUUGGCUUGGAAUCUACUCACCUUCGAACUCCUCGCACGCGGACUUCAUCGGCUACAUCUUCCUCUCGUCCUCCCCCGGAUGCCAGUCCGGGUCGGGCUCCAUCACGAUCCCGUUGAUCAACCUGAGAUCAGAUUACCAGUUCCGGAUCUUCCACUGGACGGAGUCGGAAAUCAACCCGAAAAAGCAGGACCACGAUCACAACCCACUGCCGGGGACCAAGCAUCUCCUGGCAGAAUCGGAGACGAUCCGAUUCGAACCGGGCCGCGGGCCCGAGCAGGUUCAUCUGGCGCUGACGGGCCGGGAUGGGGAGAUGCGGGUCAUGUUCGUGACGCACGACGGGAAAGAUAAUUCCGUGAGGUACGGUUUGGCCCGGGAUAAACUGAUUCGGGUCGUGAAUACCCGGGUAUCGAGGUAUGAAAGAGAAGAUAUGUGCGAUUCGCCGGCCAAUGAGAGCGUGGGGUGGAGGGACCCUGGGUUUAUCCAUGAUGGUGUGAUGUUGGAUUUGAAGGAAGGAAAGAGGUACUAUUAUCAGGUUGGUAGUGAUUCCGGUGGCUGGAGCUCCAUAUACACCUUUAUAUCCCCAAUCAAGGACUCAACCGAGACAAUAGCCUUCCUAUUUGGGGACAUGGGGACCGCCACACCCUACUCGACCUUUGUCCGCAUUCAGGAAGAAAGCAUCUCGACCAUCAAGUGGAUAAACCGGGACAUCGAGGCCAUUGGCGACAAGCCCGCUUUGAUCUCGCACGUAGGGGACAUAAGCUAUGCCAGGGGCUAUUCUUGGCUUUGGGACAAUUUCUUCAACCAGAUCGAGCCCAUUGCCUCCAGAGUACCGUACCACGUUUGUAUCGGCAAUCAUGAAUACGACUGGCCGUCUCAGCCUUGGAAGCCCGACUGGUCCUACUCGAUUUACGGAAAAGAUGGGGGCGGGGAGUGUGGGGUCCCCUACAGCCUCCGGUUCGUCAUGCCCGGAAAUUCAUCCGAGCCCACAGGCAUGCGGGCCCCACCUACCCGAAACCUCUACUACUCGUUCAACAUGGGGGUGGGUCACAGACCCAUGUACACGACUAGCCAUGAGACGAGGGAUAAGCCCUUUAGGGAGAGACUGCUGGAGAAUCUCGAGCCUCUUCUCGUGAAAAAUAACGUGACUCUUGCACUGUGGGGCCACGUGCACAGGUACGAGCGUUUCUGCCCACUCAGCAACUUCACGUGCGGGACCUCGGGCCCGGUGCACAUGGUGAUUGGGAUGGCGGGCCAAGACUGGCAGCCCAUCUGGCAGCCGAGGACCGACCACCCGAACGACCCGAUUUUCCCGCAGCCCGUGCGUUCCAUGUAUCGUGGGGGCGAGUUCGGGUAUGUGAGGCUGUUUGCCGAUAGGGAAAAACUCACAGUGUCAUAUGUCGGCAACCAUGAUGGAGAGGUUCAUGAUGUUGUGGAGAUAUUGGCUUCAGGCCGAGUUCUUAACGGGCGGGCUGCUGGUAAUGGUGUUUCUGUUGCACAAGGUGAGUGGGGCCCGCGUGCGUCGUGGUAUGUUAUGGUUGGCAGCAUCUUGGUUCUGGGGGCUUUUGUCGGUUAUGUUUUGGGCUUCGUCUCGCGUGCAGUGAGGGAAGGUGGUUUCGGGACGAGGUGGAUGGCUGUGAAGAGUGAGGAGGCGUGA